GGCCCCUCGCCAGGCUCCCUGACUUCCCCGGGACCUCCUCCCUGCCGCCACGCUUGCCCCUGACAUCCGAGAGACUCGGCUUAACUCUGCUCGGCUUAUACCGCUCCGGCCCGGCGACCAAGCGGAUUACCCCAGGAAAGGACGGCGCUCCUCCCCUCUUUUUGGAACUUUGGGGACCUCUUGGAUAUGCGCUGCUGUUCGCUUUAGGAGCUUUUGCCAUGGAUCACGCGCUUUUCGGCUGCCUGCGGAGCCCCCACGCCCAGGCUCAGGGUCUACACCCUGCCGCCUUCGCCCCGUCCCCGCUCACCCUACAUGGACGCUCGGACCACGUCUCCUACCCUGACCUGGCCUCCUCGUCGUCCUCGUCCUCCACGUCCUCGCCGUCCACUUGCAUCAUCUCCAGCUACCCGCCUGAAGACGGCCUGUACCACCCCCACCACCACCCGCAGCAACACCCGCAACUUCACCACCCGCACCAUCACCGCGGCCACCACCCGGCCCCGCAGAGUCAGCACCAUACGGCCGCCGCCUGGCACGUCCCGCAGAUGUCAGCCGGGGGCGGGGGCGCCCGGGUUAACCUUUGCCACCCGCACUCCCACCUGUCCCACGACAGGGGGCCUGCGCCACAGGACUUGGCUCACGCCGGCGGGCCUGCGAUGGGUGCGUCCACCCCCGGCAUGGGCGGCGGUAAUACCCCCACGGGGGCAUCUUCAGAGUUUGGCAGGCCCACGCUGUCACCUGCAGAAGCAGAAAAGAGGAACGGAAAGAGGAAAAGUGACAGCUCAGAGUCUCAGGACGGCAGUCUGAAGUGCGAGCUGAGCGGCAAACCGCGCAAGGAGAGGACGGCCUUCACCAAGGAGCAAAUCCGGGAGCUGGAGGCUGAGUUCGCCCACCACAACUACCUGACCCGACUACGCCGAUACGAGAUCGCCGUCAACCUGGACCUCACCGAGAGACAAGUGAAGGUGUGGUUCCAGAACCGGCGGAUGAAGUGGAAGCGCGUGAAGGGCGGCCAGCAGGGGGCAGCGGCGCGGGAGAAAGAACUGGUCAACGUGAAAAAGGGAACGCUGCUCCCCUCCGACUUUUCCGGCAUGGCAGCGUUGCGCCACUCCACGGACUCGUUGGCCAACGACGACAGUCACGACAGUGAACUGAGUGACGAACACGCUCCAUUAUGAUUAAGGCCACAUCGUUAAAUACAGUACAGUGAAUCCCCGAUUAUUGUGGGGAUACGUUCCAGACCCACCCACGGGCAUUAGCGUAAGUGUUACGGGAAUGAGAAACAUUCAAACAAUUGGUACAUUAACACACAUGGAACAGCAACACAUACAAACAGAAUAAAACAAAACAGGAUUAAACAUUAUUUAAACAGAAAAAUGUUUAACCGAUCCAUAUCAUCUUAAAAUCCGCUAGCUUAAUGUUAAUCUAUAAUGUGAAAUACCAUAACGGAAAUGAACAGAUAUUACGAUAGUUCGAAACCUUGGAACAACUGCUACUCAAACAGAGCAGCAUCGCAUUAAACAAAAGAGAAAUAAACAUUGUGUCUUUAAACACCAAAAUGUUCAACCAAACCAUAUAAUUUUGUAAGUCCGCUCGACAUAUAACGCAAAACGCCAUAGAUGGGCUAACGGGAAUGAGUAUAGAUGUUAUGGUAAUGAUAAAUCUUCAAACAAUUGUUACGUUAACACACAUGGAGAAUAGAACAAAAGCGAAUUAAACACUGUAUAUUUAAAUAUCAAAAUGUCCCCAUAUCAAUUCAUCUAACAGAAGUCCGCUAGCUUAAUGCUAACAUAUACGAUACGCCAUAGGCGGGCGAACGGAAAUCAGCAUCAAUGUUAGGUUAAUUCUAAACCUUCAAACAACUCCGACUUUACACACACAGAGAGCAGCAACACAUACAAACAGCUGUUACGCUGCUUGUCUUCCAGUAGAGCUCGGUGCUGCCUGCCAUGUUGUGGCACAACGUGGUACUACGCUGAAGGCACGCAACUUGGAAGUCGGGCUUGCCUGUAUACUGUAAAAACAUAAAAUGGAAUUGCUUAAAACUCGGCGAUAUAGCGGCCGGCGGGGGUUCACUGUAUUAAAUAUUGAAAUGUGACCGUUUGGCUACACUGAUGUAAACAUUCCGUUUUUUAUUUGCACUGUUGGACUUGGCCGCUGUCAUAUUUGUGACAAGUUAGACGUCUGUCGACGUCCGUCCUGGAAAUAGCCCCUCUUCGGAUAUGCUGCAGUACCCACUGGAAACAGCGUGGGGCAGUGAUGAGAUUCCACGUGAUUAAAGUCCAGGAAUGGCGGAUACCUAAGAAAACAAU
Molecule: messenger RNA, 2312 nt
Organism: Phycodurus eques (leafy seadragon)
Lineage: Eukaryota; Metazoa; Chordata; Actinopteri; Syngnathiformes; Syngnathidae
Gene: meox2a
Product: mesenchyme homeobox 2a
Exons: 3
Coding region: 219-1178 (319 amino acids)
Biological process (GO): positive regulation of transcription by RNA polymerase II
Cellular component (GO): nucleus
Molecular function (GO): RNA polymerase II cis-regulatory region sequence-specific DNA binding; DNA-binding transcription factor activity, RNA polymerase II-specific
Source: RefSeq, a predicted model, not a curated record